AUGGCGUCCACUCAUUCCUCACGACAUGCACCAACUCCCUCCUUGUCGAGCGCGCACUCGCGCACCACCUCCUUCUCCAGCGCGUUCUCGACACUGCCACCACCACUCUCAAGCCAGGGCCACGGGCAGUCGCCCUCUGUAAGCUCAUCUCGUGCCCACACUCCGUCGUUCGGCCACGGGCAAUCACCCUCAACGACAUACACGCCGUCGUUGGGACAUAAUCCCUCGCCGAGCCUCGGACACGCGAUCCCUCUCACGCCUAUAAAGGAGCUCGCGAGCGCACAGUCGUCCCCAGCCCGGCAACGCGUCGUGUCGGCUGCCCAGCGAGAGGCUGCGGAGAGCGGUGCCCCCAUCAGCGGCCUGUAUGCGAAGAGCGGGUUCUGGGACGACGACAGCGAUGACAACGAAAAAGAGCGAACGUCAUGGCGCUCAAGGUUGAGCGGAAGCACGUCAUCCAAUACCGGUGAUCGUCGCAGUGUCAAGAGCACAAAGAGCUCAAAGAGCGGCGGCGGGCGGUCGCGCAGCAACACAAUGUCGGGUAUAGUGAGCCCGUCGCCGCCCGUCGAUGCUAGUGCUUGGCCGUGGACGCGCAAGUCGCAGCAGGCGGUACCUACCAUGGCUUCGACACAUGGCCGAGGACCUUCCAUUUCGCAAUGUCACGGUCGUGUGCCGUCAGUCUCACAAAGUCACGGACGCGGACCAUCCAUGGCCGACAGCGUCGGGAUGGCGACCCGGCCAUCGAGCACCCAGAGGCCACCCAGUUGCCAGCCCUUCCCCACUCCAAGCCCAUCCACCGUCUUCCCCUCGCCAUCAUCCACCUUCCAAAGCCCUGCAACACCCUCGUCCGCUGAACUCCCUUCACAUACGCCAUUGCCCGAAGUGCCGCAACUCAGGCCGCGCAAGAGCAAGACAAGGCUACGCCUGCUGAGCAAAUCAGUGCGCCAGAACGAGAUGGACAGUCAGGAUCUCAAGACGCCAAUUCCGCGCCCUCCGUUAUCCCCGGUGACGAACACGAACACCCCGACUGCCAAGCGCGCGCCAACCCCUUUGGAGAACAAGGCGCUUGAUGGGAAGAAGCAGUCCGCGUGGAAACGCGGCAUGGAACGGCUAUGGCGGUCCAAGUCGGCGGGCAACAUGCGUGAGCAGUACCGCCACACAGAGCAGGAGAACAUGCCUCCUGUCCCCUCCCUUCCCGUCGAGCUCGUACACGAGAAUGCUCGCGCGCGCCUCACUUCCCAGGCGCAGGCAGGCCCGCCAAGGCCCUUGUCACCUGCCGCUCCAGAGGCUGCCUUCUCUCCACCCUUCGCGUUGUCGCCGGACCCCUCAGUCCACUCUCCGCCCCUCGCAUUUUCGCCGGACCCCUCAGCCUCGUACCUCUCGUCACCAAAAUUGAACGGGGGCGGGGGACUUGCCCGCGCGCACUCGCACCGCAGCAGUAAAGAUGACUCGAUACUUGCGCAGCUGGAUCAGAAAUACCCGACCUACUGCGCGCUCUCGGCUCGGAUCAACGUGACGCACAUAGAUGACAUGGAGAAAGACCCCUUCGCGUCCGCCAUAGACUACUCGUACCUGCUGGGUGGGCGCCGCCCAUCGCGCUCGCCCUUACCGCAAGAGUUUGGCGCUCUGCCCUCCCCUCCGCCUAUCGAGGGAGUCGGCACACCCCGCAACUCGCCAAGUCUCACAAACCUCAAGCAGUCGCUAGUCCCGCGUCUACGCAAGAGCAAGAGCAUGGGUGUCACACGCCGGCCUUCAAGCAUCCUGAGCCAUUUCCGCAGCGGCGUUGAGGGCGGUCGCAUGUCACGCGGUGCGUCGCCAGUGCCGUCCCCGACGAUACGUCCUUCGACUCCAGACCGCGUCCCCGCACUCGAUGAGCUGGUGGCGGUUGCAAUGCGCGAGUCGCCUCUGGCACCUCCUCGUCCGCAGUUCUACGACAGUUUCGACCUCGGCGACGACAGCGAUAGCAAGGAUGCCCCGCAGCAGUGUGUUGAACCUCUUGAGAAUCUGGAGACGAUGGACUUGGUUUCGUCAGCGCCAACUUCGAGGCGAGGCUCACUUCGUUCUCGAACGACAUCUACGUCACAGGCACCAGACCUCUCGAUCGACGUCACGGCGGCUGUGUCAGUGUCUGGCUCGUCGAUCGAGCUCGUCACACCUCAAGUCUCGCAAACAGGCGGAAGUGGACGCCACUCUCCCGACCAGUCGCCCAGUGACGCUCUCGAGCACCCGCCCGCGCUCGAUCAGGAUGACAUCAUGACACCUACUGCGAUGCAGGAGAUGUGGGGAAGGCGAGGCCACUCGCGAACACAAAGUGAGGAGGCCUUUACAAGGGCUCUCGCCCAGAAGGCGCACAGGCGGAAUGAGAACCCGUCUCAGGACGAUCGGUCCGAAACGUGUCCCUCAACAUUUGGAACACAGUCCUGGGAGGCUGCCAUCGCCGCAUUCCCCACUAUUGACGACCACGUCAACAGUAAUCCUUUCCACAACUACUGCAACAAUACCGGCCCUGGAGAACGCGAGAGUCUUGCAUCCAACACUGCCGUUGCGCCCACCGACUCGUGCACCCACAGCUUCGCUGACGACACCCCACCUUCCCGCUCUUACGACCACAACCACGCGGAAUCUUCCAGCGACGCGCCACCCAGUGACCAGAACAGUGCCAUGUGGUCGUCCUGGCGCGAUGUUCCACGCCGCCGGGUGUCAGGACAGAGCGAAUCGUCCCGCGGCAGCAGCCGCAGCAGACACGCGCGUACUGUCGAGGGCGCGUGGGAUGACUCCGGCUCGGACACUAGCGAGAGCGAAGACGAGGACGUCCCACUGGGCAGCUUGCACCCCGGCGCGGCAGCCGCGCAGCAGCAGCGCCUAGCCGAGCAGAAGAAGCGCCGCGAGGCACGUCGGGCGCAUCGUGCUAUGCGCGAAGCGAAGAAGGAAGCCGAGCUCCGCCGCAGCGCAACGUCUGUGACCAACAACUCGCGCCGCCAGUGGAACGGCGAGGGCAUUCCUCCAGACGCGUUAGCUGGCCAGCUCGAGCGCGUGGCGGUCAAAAACGCUCCGCCAAUCCCGUCGCGCGCUCUGCGUCCCCCGCCGUGUGAGCGCAGCGACUCAGGCACACCAUCUUUAUCGCGUUCGACCACAGUGGGCCGCAGCGCCAGCGGCCAUAGCGCGAGGAGCGGUGCCAGUGGGCAGCGCAUUCCGUCGGAUGGCGACCGCUCGGCUGCGCUUAGCCGGGCAACAUCGAUCAACUCGCAGGCGACGCGCAAGCGCUCGCAGUCGAACGCUGGGCGCAUGCCCAUGCCCACAACGCCCACUGAGCCGACGCCUGCUCGCCGCUCAACCGCCGUGCGAUGCAUGGUUGUGCGCGGUUCCGACGCGCGGCCCAUCAACCUCGACGCGUUCCCCGAGACGACGGCACGUGAUGUGCUCAUGACCGCGCGCGCACGUGGCGACAUCGCCGAAGGGAACUGGGUCGUCGUUGAGAGCUUUGCCGAGCUCGGCCUGGAACGCCAAGUGCGAGAGCACGAGCUGAUCCUCUCGGGCGUCCUCAAGGGAUGGGACGCGACUGCGCCGAACGUGCUCGUCCUCCGCGAGAUGCCAGCCCACAACGUAUGGACACGCAACAUCCCAGACACGCCGCCCAUGGUCUGCGGAUGGGUUCAGCUCGAGACCAAGCCGGGCAAGUGGGCCAAGAAGUGGCUCGACGUGCGCGGCGGCCAGGUCUUCCUUAGCAAGAACGAGAAGGGCAAGGACGAGGUGCACAUCAGCACCCUCUUCACGGAUGUGUACACCGUGCGCAAGAGCCGCCAGGCGCCGAUGCCGUACACUUUUGCGCUCAAGAGACUCGACGCUGCCGCUUCGUUUCAGAACCCCGCAGAGUACAUCAGCUUCCUGGCUACCGACGACGCCUUGGGCUGGAAGUUGCACAGCGCCAUCUUUGCCAGCCGCUCUGUCGCCAUGGCCCAAGCCGACCCCGGUGUCCGCGCACGCCUCAACCUCUCCGCCCACACCCACUCCCACUCCCAAUCCCACUCCCACUCUUUCACCACUCCCGCACCCGCCAUACCCAUAGGCCCCAGCCUGGCCAAACACACCGGCCUCAGCCGGACGCCCACUGGCCACAGCUCGCGCCCGCGCCCACGCCUCUCUGCCGGCCACGGUCCCUCCGGCGGUCAGCCCCUCGUCGACCUCAAGGCCAAGCAGAUGGCCGGCUUUACUGGCCAGGGGCUACUGCGCAGCAACCAUCAACUGUAA
Messenger RNA from Cutaneotrichosporon cavernicola, 4245 nucleotides. RefSeq lists its product as uncharacterized. The transcript has 3 exons. Lineage: Eukaryota; Fungi; Basidiomycota; Tremellomycetes; Trichosporonales; Trichosporonaceae. Bases 1 to 4245 code for a protein of 1414 amino acids. The record is from RefSeq and is a predicted model, not a curated record.